GUUCAUUCUUCCAAUCUCUUUGUUCUGAGUUGUUGUAAUUCACAUCUAUCUCUCUCCCAAAAAAAAAACUUUGGAAUCACAUCAAAACCAAAAACAACAAAUAAUUCAAACCUCAAAAAAUUAUAAAUAAUAAAAUAAAAAAAUAUUUUGGUGAUAUUGGGAGAGGCUGCGGCGCCAUGAGCGACCACCACCACCACCACCACCACCAUCCACGGCUGAGCAACCUCCGCACGACGGCCCAGCUUCUUAGAGAAGCCAGCACCACCUUCACCACCAACCUCGCCACCUUCCUCUUCCUCUCUCUCCUCAUCUUCUCUUUCCGUACAGUCGUCGAGAAUGGCACCCACUUCGUCACCUCCUUCAUUGAUCGUGACCCUUCUCUAAAGUCUCUCCUCUCUCGCCUCGACCUCGCCGGAAACCAACACCAGAAUAAUCGUCUUCGUUCCUCCUCAUCUGAUUCCCCCUCUCCCGCCACGCUUCGUCGACACCACCGUCGUCGACCUUUUCUUCAUCUCACUAGGGUUGGAACCCUCGACGAUGACUUCUUUUCUGGAGAUGACGACGAUGAUCGAAGCCUCUUUGGAUCUUAUCGAAAAGAUUCCGUUAAUGCUAGCAUCGUUUUGUACACCAGCUUGGGUCCGAAGAUGGGUUUCUCCGAUCUGGUUAUUGAUAAUGGGAUUAGGGUUUCGGAGGUUGUUCGGUAUGGGGUUACUUUUAGAACCGAGGAGAAAGAUGAGAAGAAGGAUCAAGACGAGGAGAAGCAAGACGGUGUAUCGUCUGGAUUGGAGAACGGUCAUCAAGAAGAAUCGGAUCGGAUUGUGGAUUUGCAGUUCUUCAUUAAGGGUUUGGAGCUCGGCCGUCGUGAUGCGGCGUUGCUGUUCUUCCUUGUGAGUUUCUUAUCUGCAGCUUAUGGGUGGGUAAUACUAGGGUUUCUGGUAACGUAUUCUUGGGUUUUGGGCAUUGUUUUCACCACUGUUGUUAAUGAUCUAUUAGGGCGAUUUAAUUCUUUUGCUGGACUAAUCUGGGAUGGGUCAAGAUUAGGGCUUAAGAGGCUAUCUGGGUUCAUUCUAAUGAGAUGGGCAGUGAGAGAUGCAUUGACUCAGCUUCUUGGUUUGUGGUAUUUUGGAGAAAUUGAAGACCAGUAUUCGUUUUUCAAGUUGUUUGUGAGGUUGAAACUGAUGCCGUUCUCUGUUAUGUCUCCGUGGAUUCGAGGUUUCGAAAAGGAGAUUUCAGGGUUUUUGUUUACUUGGUUCUUGUUGGAUACAUUUGUGGCUUUUGUGUUCGCUGUGGAUGCUUGGAUUGCCAUAGUUGAUUCGAGGAAGAGUGGAAGAGAAAUUGUUAAAGAAGGCUGUUAUUUGAUAUCCACCAUGUUUAACCAAGCUGUCCAAGUUAAAUGUUUGGAAGCUGUGUUUUGUGGCUCAUUUUUGAGGUGGGUUUUGGCUCGGGUUUGUGGCAAGUCUUUUGCCAAGCUUUUUCAGUCCACCAUGGAAGUUUACUUCAUGGUUGUUUGGCUUAUCUUUUACUUUGCGGCAAGAUGUAAAGAUGCUAAUUCUCAGGGAAGGAGGUUUGGGCGAAGGGAAAUGGAGAACUUGAUUGAUGGCCUUAGAUGAUAGUCAAUGGUAAUUGAAUGGCAUUUUUCUCUUGGAGACCAUAAAUCAGCGGGUAAACAUGCAGUGCUCCGUUCUCUUAAUUUGCAAUCCCAAGUGAUUUUGCACUGCCGUUGUUUGAGUUAUCAGUGGUCACCAACAAUGAGUUGUAUGUACUUUGUCACAAGGCAAUAUACUAUUUGUGUAUAUACCGCCUGGUAUUCAAUCCUACAUGUGUAUAUUAUGUUGCAAUCAAUUGUUUCAAACCCUACAGUACCAUGAGAAAAUCAUAUCAUUGUUGGAAAUUGGAAUUACUUGUGCUGCUGUAGCUGUGAGCCUUCAUUCUUGUAGUCAAUUGAGUUAUGCUGGACCCUUUUUUUUU
Humulus lupulus (European hop) is the source of this 1968-nucleotide messenger RNA. RefSeq lists its product as uncharacterized. The record is from RefSeq and is a predicted model, not a curated record. Bases 177 to 1610 code for a protein of 477 amino acids. The transcript has a single exon. Lineage: Eukaryota; Viridiplantae; Streptophyta; Magnoliopsida; Rosales; Cannabaceae.